AUGUUCUGCUCCAGCCUGUGUGCACCUUCCUGUGGGGCGGCCGCCCCGUGCCCCCUGGCUGACACCACCAACGAGCCCUGCGUGCGUCAGUGCCAGAGCUCCUCGGUGGUGAUUCAGCCCCCGGCCACAGUGGUCACCUUCCCUGGACCCAUCCUCAGCUCCUUCCCUCAGCACAGCGUGGUGGGCUCAGUGGGAGCCUCCGCCACUGCCAGUGGCUAUGGCAGCAUUUAUGGAGGCCACGGGGGUGGAGGCUAUGGUGGCUACAGGGGCUAUGGGAACUAUGGAGGCUAUGGUAGCUAUGGAGGCUUUGGAGGCUAUGGUAGUUGUGGAGGCUAUGGAGGUCUUAGAGGCUUUGGUGGCUAUGGAGGCUUUGGUGGCUGUGGAUAUGGCGGCUGGUGCCAAGGAUGCUUAUACCUCAGUGGCAAAUGUGGGACUUGCUAA
This is a messenger RNA of Nestor notabilis (Kea), 441 nucleotides long. Its product is annotated as claw keratin-like. Lineage: Eukaryota; Metazoa; Chordata; Aves; Psittaciformes; Psittacidae. The record is from RefSeq and is a predicted model, not a curated record. Gene Ontology annotation, molecular function: structural constituent of cytoskeleton. Gene Ontology annotation, cellular component: intermediate filament.